AUGGCAUUUUUAGAAAUCGUUGAGCAAAAUGAAUCCAAUAUUAAUGAUGAUGAGAAUAAUGAAAACAAUGAAAAUGAUGAUGUAGGAGAAAUUUUUAAAAAAGUAAAAGUUGAUGAUGGGCAUGUGGACGAAUCAAAUGAAGUUAAAUCAAAUGGAGAUAUUUCGCCAUUUGGCAAAAAAUUUCCAUUAAAGAUUGUAGAUUUAGAAGAUAUGAGUAGUUUAAUCAUACCUGAAGUAGAAUUAGAAUUGAUGGCUGUUACACUGGGAUGUCAAUUUACAACUAUUGAAGGAUUAUUAAAACAAAUUCAUGAUGAUUUAGAAGAAAAGUUUCCUUUAUGUUGA
Messenger RNA from Funneliformis geosporum, 342 nucleotides. Lineage: Eukaryota; Fungi; Glomeromycota; Glomeromycetes; Glomerales; Glomeraceae. The record is from the annotation of a GenBank genome assembly.